Molecule: messenger RNA, 4633 nt
Organism: Phasianus colchicus (ring-necked pheasant)
Lineage: Eukaryota; Metazoa; Chordata; Aves; Galliformes; Phasianidae
Gene: CCDC30
Product: coiled-coil domain containing 30
Source: RefSeq, a predicted model, not a curated record
AUGGCAACGGGCAGCCACGAGCGCGGCGCCGAUUGGCCGACAUCCGGAAGUCCCGCCCCAAAGGGACGAGUGGCGUUUCCGCAGCCAAUCGGCGCCGCGCUCGGGGCCGCCCGUUGCCAUGGCGCCCCGCCGCCCCGCGGCCCGGGCCCGCGCCGCAUGGAGGCGGCGGCCGCCGCGCCGGCGGAGCCGCCGGUACCGGCGGAGGACGUCCGGCGCUGGCUGCGGGCGGAGGGCGCGGAUCCCGGCGACCCGGCGGAGGAGCAGCUGGGCCUGGCCUGGCGGCUGCUGCGGCGCGCCGAGGCGCGGCUGGGGGAGGCGGAGCGGCGGCGGGCCGAGGAGCUGAGAGAAGUGGAGCGUUACGUGGGUCACGUCCGCGGGCUGAGCCAGGAGCGGGAUGCGGCCGUCGCGGAGUGCGAGCGGGACAACGAGCGGCUCGGGAUGGAGCUGGCGCGGCUGCGGCUGCAGCACGAAGCCCAGCUGAAGGAGGUCCAGGAGAUGCUGGAACAGGAAGGCUUGUCCGAAAUAGCUCACAGUAAUGCCAGUGAACAGAUUGCUUAUUUACUGGUGGAAAGAACGGCGCUGCUGGAGAAACUGCAGGUCGCAGAUCAGAAACUGAACUCACACAGUUGUGUAGACAGGCUGUGUGCUGCACAGCUUCAGGAUGAAUUUGCCCACAUUCAUCAGGAGUUGGAAGAUGAACUCCAGCAACAGCGUGAAUCCAUGCAGCAUGCUGAAGAUACAGUAAAUGAGCCCUACAGGAGAGAGCUGGAGAGGGAACAGGCAUCACGUGUGAGAGUAGAACAAGACCUGGCUGAGGCCACACAGAGGCUGCUGAUGGCUCACAAAGAGAUCCAGAGGCUGACAGAUGAGCUGGCUGCACAGGGAAAGGAGCAGAGCAGAGUAGGAGCUGCCCAGUGGUCAGUGCUGCAAGAUUCUGGGAGCCAGGGAGAAGGCAUGGAUGAAUGGAGGCAGGAUGACAGGACGGAGCUGCAGAAGGCCAUGGAGCACAACAGCAGGCUGGACAAGGAAAUUCUGGCUCUGCGUGCACGGGUCCAAACACUCGACUUGGAAAGAAAAACAUUCCUUGAACUGGUUGAACAGCUGAAAGAGGAGAUCAGUGAGUAUCAAAAAGGCGAGAAACGGGGAUUCCUCCUACCCACACCAGGCAAGACUGAAGAAAUUGCAGCUUGCUCACUGCAGGGCACAAAGGAUGAAGGGAAAGUUGAAGAGGAUUGUAUUACAGGCAAAGCUGGCUCAGAUCAAGAAGACAGAUGUCAGGGCAGUGAAACUCUUCAUAAAAGGUGUCGAGAGGUGAUUGAAAACAUCGAGGGCAGGAAUUCACAGCUCCUUCACAAGCUGCACAAACUUGAGCAGGAGCACGAGGAUUUGGUAGAGCGCAAUGAAGAGCUGGAAUCAAUUCUGGGAGAGACACAAAUCCAAACAAAGCAGGACAAGGAACAGUUUGAGAGUGAGGUGGAGGGACUUCACCGGAAAAUCACGAGUUUAGAGAUGGAAUUGCUUGAAGUGCAGAAGAACAAAACAGAGAUGAGUGGGGAAGAGCAGGCAUCCAAUGGAGCACAGGAGAUGCAAGAGAUGCUGCAAAGCUGUCAGGAAACGAUAGAAAAGUUGGGAAGUCAGCUGGGAGAGCGCAGAGAAUGGAGGAAACAACUUGCAUCUGAACUUGAGCUGUUAAGAGAAGAUCUGAAGGCUGAGAAGAAGGACUUGCCUAACACAAAACCAGAGCUUAAAAGCCAGAGUGUCCAAAGAACUUCAGCAAGCAGAGAUUUCAUUAAUGCUUCCCACGAGAGGCUACAAAAAGAUAAUGCUCUACUAGAAACAGAGGUCUCUGAGCUUGUCCGAGAAAAUGAGCAGGUUAACAAACUUCAGCAGCAACGGGAAGAUGUGAGUAUGGAUGGAAAGGCGUAUGAAGAGCAGAUGGCUAAAGUGGUGUUUUUGGAAGAGCAGAUCCGGAACCUGACAGAUGAACAAGAACAGCUCUGUUCUGAAUUACUUGAAAGCAACAAGAAGAGGGAGGAGCUAGAAAAGCAGCUGAAGGAGAGCAAUGAAGAAAAACAGUCACUGAUGGAAAAAAUUGCCCAGCUAAAGCAAGAUAUCCUGACUACCAGGGAGCAGCAUGAAAACACAUUUGAGGAGGCUUUGAGGAUGAAUCAAGGCAUGGUCCAUAGAGACAACAGGCUUCUUAUGUCACAGAGCUCUGCAGGCAGUUUAGAUGGGAGCAUCAAACAGAGUAUAUCUGAAGAGAGAUUCCAACAGCAGGAGGAAAGGCUGCAGCAGCUGCGACACGACCUGCGUCGGGUGCAGAACUUGUGCAGCUCAGCUGAGAGGGAACUGAGAUACGAAAGGGAGAAAAACAUUGACUUACAAAAGCAAAACCUCUUGCUUCAGCAGGAAUGCACCAAGGUCAAAGCUGAACUGAAGCAAGCCCGGACAAAGCUCUUGGACACAACUGAAACGUGCUCCUCUCUGUCAGCAGAGUGGGAGAAGAGCCAGCAGAAGGUCAAAGAACUCGAACAAGAGCUCUUGAAGUGCUCCAAGGCUGAGAAAUUGCAGAGCGGUCUGCAAGAGAAACUUGUUCAGGAGAAAUCCAAAGUGUACGAAGCACAAAAACAGCUCUCAAAGAUCCAGCAAAAGCUGAAGGAUUCACAGCACCAACUCCUGCUAGCAGAAGCCCGUGUUUCUGACAAGAAACUCCUGGAGGAGGAGCUGAAGGAAGCUCGAGAAAACGAAGCUCGAGUGCAGCAAGAGCUCCGUGAGGAGCUGCUGAAAAGGAAGCUCCUGGAGCAGCAGGUGGAGGAACUGCGGCAGCAGCUGCGGCAUUCCCAUGAGACAGAGGUAUCACUGGCCAAGAUGCACGUGGAGCUGCAGGCCAAGACUCUGCACGCCUUGGAAGAUGACAAAAAAACUGACUCAGGCGAGCACCUUCAGUGUCAAAAGGAGAGCCAGAAGCUUUCAGAGCAACUCUCGCUACUGAAGGAGGAAAACAAGGCUCUUUAUGAGGAAGGAGUCCGUCUCCUGAACCAGAAGGAUCUAUAUGUCAGGAAAUAUAAUGAAAUGCAGCUCCGCCACAAAGACAAGAUCCGCAGAGCCAAAGCAACGUUUAUCCAUGAGGUGAAACAAAGGGACAGCAGAAUUAAGCAGCUUGAAAAUGAGCUCAGUGAGUCAAAACUCCAGGUGGAAAAGGGGAAGGCACUGAUUGCACAGAUCACUACUGAGAAUGAGAAGUUACUCCAGGAAAGAAGACGGCUCCUCCAGAGGAUAACUGAUCAAGAGGAGACCCCUUGGAGCAACAGGGCUAUGGUUGCUGCCCUGCAGAGCAGAAUGAAGAUCCUGGAUGAGGAGAACAUGAGGCUGCAUGAGAGCAAACUCCAUCUCUCUGGCCAUGUGCAGCCCUCGCAGCGCGCGCUGAGGAGCAUCCACACUCCCAACACAGAGGACUUGAAGAGUGCCAACUUUUCUGAACGACAGCUACAGAGUAAGGUGUUGGCGUCGUCUCCCCGUGCCAGUUUCCCACCACGAGAACCACCAGACUCCCUGAGCAGCCUGAAGCCUGUGCACGAUGCCAAGCCUGAAGGAGGAGCUGAGAGCCAGGAUUCAUCCUUUUGCUUAUCCCCCUCUCAGCCUUCAGAGAUUGGGUACCUGAAUGUAGCCUCACCUGGAGACACCACAGCCUCCCAGUUGCAGGAGGAGAGUCAGAGCAUCAGCUCUGAGAACUUCUAACCUGGGAAAGACAUUUGUAAAGUACAGACUGGUAGGGCUGCCAGGAUUUGGGCUCCAGUUGCCAUCCAGCAUUAAGGAUUGCAAGAAGGAAUGUUGCCAAAUGACUUGCUUGGUGAUUUCUGUGGUAACUAAAUUAUUCAACAGCUUUUUUUUUAAUUAGCCAACACUAAAUGUGUGCGUGUCAUCUCAGACCUACCCGGAGGCUGGAAUUUCCAGACAAACUCAAUACAAUAGAAGAAGAGGGGGUGGGGUGAGACACGUGUUUUCCUGAAUCCAAAUUCCCUGCAAACAUUGUAAAUAAAACUUGGAUUUUCCUGUGCUUGGCUGUGCAUCCAUGUUUCUCCAUUCCCCUCUGUCUGUGCUCAGGUUCUGCUUGCUUUGGCAUGCUCUUACCUCUCACUUCAGCUCUGUGCAAGCAUAGGGAGGGGGACAGGAGGGGUCUGAGGUUUGGAGGGAAAUAACUUUUACAGGGGGAGGAAUGGAGGGCAUCUGAGCACUGUAUGGGUAGUGAGAAGGGCCAUUGAAGGAGGAGGAAGGAAUUUGGCUGCAGAGGGAAUGGGGAGGGAGCUCUGAGUGCAAGGAGGAGGGGAAAAGGAAUCAGAGCAAAAAGGGUGAUGGAGGGGCUGAAGAAAUGGAAUUUGGAACACAGGUGGUAAAAGGAGGGUAUCUAAAUCUGCAGAGAGGGAAAUAGAGUAGAUCUGAAUGCUCACAAGCAACAAUGGAAUGCACCCAUGGAUAGGUGGGAGUGGAAGGAGCAGAUUGUGCACAGGGAGUGGGGAGGGGAUCUGUGUAUGCAAAGAGGGAGGCAGAAAAGUUUGGGGCAGGUGCUGUGAGAGAGCAAAUGGGAUCCUGGGCUCCAUCAGAAGAGGGGUGGCCAGCAGGGACAGAGAGGUGA